UUCAGGAGCUAAAACCCAAGACAUGCAGGGGAGGGGCGAAUUAUAACCUCACGGGGGAAACAUGGGAAUUGGAGGGGAGAUUGAGAGGGGGAAGGUACCGUGAUGGGAGACAAGGCCUGGUGGUCGCUGGUAGAGAUCCUGAUAUCGGCGGCCAUGGUUGGAGUGAGGGUGAGGUGCCUUGCUUUAGUGUUCUUGUACCAUCAAGGAACUUUCAUAGCAAAGCUGAUCAAGAGACCAUCAGAAGCAGCGCUACCAAAUUUCAAAUUUAAAAUUAAAAACAAAAAACGCGUUUUAGGCAACUAGAAUUAAGCAAGUAGAAUUCUGCUUAAACCGUCUCUUUUGGUAACUAUAAAUAAAAGCAGAAUUAAGCAACUAGAUUUCUUCUUACUUCACUUUCAGAAAACAAAGCAUUCUGCUUCCUUUUGACGCUAAAAACCUCUUCACUCUCUUUCCCAAAACAAGAAAAUCUCAUUCUAACUCCGACCCUAGCGAUGAUGUUCCAUCCUCCAGCUCCAGGAGUGGUGUUCAAUCCUUCUGAUCGGGAAAUAGUUUCCUUUUUUCUGCCCAAGUUGAUGACUGGUGAAGGGAUCGACGAACUUAGCUACCUCAUUGAAUUUUGUGAUCUAUAUUGCAUCAAGCCAGAUGCCCUGUUUGAUGUUAACAAAGGCUUUCUUCCGUUCGUCAAACCCAACCAGCGUUUCGUCUUCACCCAUCGACAGAAGAUUUCUCAAAAGAAUGCAAAUGGAAAACGACCUAGAAGGGUUCUUGACAGUCGAGCAGUAGGAGACGGUGGAUUUUGGAGGUCUUCAACAGGUGAGAAACCUAUUCUUGAUGAACAAGGAGAGCAUGUUAUAGGGUACGUGAAUACCCUUAACUUCUAUGAGUACAAGGGUGAGAAACGAAAUCCAAAGGAUGCCACCAAAACUAGCUGGCUUAUGCAUGAGUAUCGUCUCCCCAGAGAAAAUUUUCAAGAAUGGGUUAUCUGCAAGAUCAAAGACACAGCCUGUUCAGAGGAAGAUAAGUGUGUAGCUUUUUGGGUUAAUGAGCUUUUUGGAAAUCUGUUUCUUGGAAACAAAGAAUGUCCAUCAUCUGCUUUAAUGCAAGAAGCUGUUUUCAGUGGAAAUUUACCUUUGCUCGAUGAUGGACAAUGCCGUCCUUGGGUAGAUAAUUACGUAGAUGGAAGGUUGCAGUAG
Messenger RNA from Theobroma cacao (cacao), 1193 nucleotides. The record is from RefSeq and is a predicted model, not a curated record. NCBI's taxonomy places the organism in Eukaryota, Viridiplantae, Streptophyta, Magnoliopsida, Malvales, Malvaceae.